Girardinichthys multiradiatus is the source of this 3413-nucleotide messenger RNA. RefSeq names its product putative cation exchanger C521.04c. Gene Ontology annotation, biological process: calcium ion transmembrane transport; intracellular calcium ion homeostasis. Gene Ontology annotation, molecular function: calcium:proton antiporter activity. The transcript has 21 exons. The record is from RefSeq and is a predicted model, not a curated record. Bases 564 to 2858 code for a protein of 764 amino acids. Gene Ontology annotation, cellular component: membrane; endomembrane system. NCBI's taxonomy places the organism in Eukaryota, Metazoa, Chordata, Actinopteri, Cyprinodontiformes, Goodeidae.
UUGUGCAAGUGGAAAUGUUUAAAAUGUUCAGUAUUUUUUCAGAAACAUUUCCACGUCUCUUUUGCGUUCAGGUUUCUGGAGUUAAUGUGUUUUAAACACAAUGAUUAUAAUGCAGUGCUGAUUAGUUUCUAAGAUUUUUGCAUUGCAUGAACUUAAGGUGAUGCACACUUAGAUGUCACUGUUUAAUACAUUAUUAUUUAUUUUGUAUUAAUAAACAGCAUGGUUAUUUCAUUUGAAAGGCUACAUAAAUGUUUAUUUACAUAUUUAUAUUAAAUACAAAUACUGUUUACUGCACCCCCCACCCCGAAAUUAGCCACAGCCCCUGCAGCUAAAUUCCUCUGGAGCCGGCUCUGGUUCGGUGGAUGCAGAGUAGACUUGAACCAGAGGAUCUGAGUGGUCUGGAAGAAGUCCACACAAGGACAGGCCUACAUUCCCCACAAUUCCAAGUGGCACAAUCCCGUUUUUGCAGAAGUGGAGCGACAGCAGCGACAGAGAAGAUGAAGGGUUCUGCUUGCCGGAAGUGAGUGGGUUAGUGGUGAGGGGGUUCGUUCUUACUGGGAGAAAUGUCUCUGUCGCUCACACCGAGCUCAGACUCAACCAGCCGAAGGAGAAGGACGGUAGAGGCGCAGGUGUUUCCUGGUGUCACAGAUUCUUCAUGUGUUCUCGAUCCUCAUGCAAGUUAUAAUCAUGGAGACCGCCAUGACCAACAGCAGGACACCCAACAACCUGAUGCAACACACACACGCACUCCGUCUCCACAUCACUCCUCAUGUCCUUCAGCAAAGUGCGUGUCUCCACAAGCAUGUGAGAGCCGACCUGUCUGUGAAGACAGCUGGGAAGAGAUACAAAGCAAGAGAACCAUCAGAGCAGAGAAUGAGGUGGAGGCGAAUAAACUGGUCAACAACUACAGGUUUGGUUUCAGAAAGUGGAAGAGCCACGUUACGGCGCGACCGUUUGAAGACCGAUCAGAUGUUGUGAAAGAGCUUUAUUCUGAACUGAACGUCAUCAAACCACACUCAGGUCCAGGUCAGUUCAUCACAUGUGGAAAUGUAGCAUAUGUGCUCCUCUUUGGUUGGUGGGUGUCUCUGGUGUAUUUUUUGGUCGGCAUUCUGAUGUUCAUCACUAUCAUCGGCGUACCGCAUGGAAAGCUUUGCUGGAAGUUGUGCUGCUACUUCCUCUGGCCUUUUGGAAACACCAUCCAUGAGAUAGGAAACACUUUGAGGAGAUGUUGUGAGGAGGCGCCAGACUGUGAGUGCAGCGUGGAGACAAUGGAGGACAGCUCACCAGUUCUGCUGCCUUCAGCCACAGAGGGACCAGCUCCAGAGAUGCCAGAACGAGCUCCUCGCACUCCUUAUUGGCAUCGUCUCUCCACUUACGUCUGGUUGCUGCUGGGUUAUCCUCCCCUGGCUGUCGUUCACUCUCUGGUCUGCUUCAUCUCCUGGAUCCUGGUCUUCACCAUCCCGGUCUCCAAGAUGAGCGCCCAGACUUUGAGCGUCAUUCUGCUCCUGCCUCCUGAGGACAUCUUACUCUCCACCAGCUCUCAUGGGAAGCAUCAAAGCUAUGAGACCAGAGCUCUGCUGUGCUGCUACCACGCUGCUAACUGGUACUACUACAAGUACACUGUUGAUGGGAUCAAUGUGUUUGCUGUCAACCUCCUCCCUCUAGUCAUAGUUGCCCUGGUAAUCGGAUAUGUUGACAGAGAAAACCAGUAUGUCAGUUCAGAAGUCAAAUUUGCCACAGCGAUCAGCUCCAUCAUACCUCUGUCUUAUUACAUCGGCAUGGGCAUUGCAAGUAUCGCUGCCCAGAGUAACUUUGCUGUGGGCGCAGUGGUCAACGCUACCUUCGGCUCCAUCACAGAGCUGACCUUUUACAUCACAGCCCUGCUCAGAGGCCACUGGGCAGCCAAUCCUUGUCUGCAGGAGGUUGUAAAGGCAGCACUGACUGGAACGCUGCUCGGAUGCAUCCUCUUCAUCCCUGGCAUCAGUAUGAUAAUAGGAGGCCUGAAACACAGCGAGCAAAGAUUCAACAGUCGAUCUGCAGGAGUGAGCUCUGCGUUGCUUUUCAUUUCGGUGGGAGGUGUUUUUGCACCCACGCUGUUCUCCAAGGCUUAUGGAAACCUGGUGUGCGACGCCUGCACCAACACCACUGGAGGAAACAGCACAAGCAACGGAAGCGGCCUGUUUGUGUGCCACAACUGCCACUACGAUCUGAAAAAUGGUACGCUGUUCCGUGACCACAUCCAGCCUCUGGUGUACACGGUGUCCGCCCUCCUGCCUGCUGCCUACAUCAUUGGACUGAUAUUUACUCUGAAGACGCACUCGCACAUUUAUAACAUCCACGUUGGAGAAGAACAGGAGACCAGACACCAUGGGACGGUUGUCCACUGGUCACGGUGGAGAUCUCUGCUCAUCCUCAUCGUGGCCACCGUGCUCAUGUCUGCCUGCGCAGACCUCACCACUGAGCAUAUCCAGCCGAUUCUCAACCAGCCCAACAUCUCCCAGUACUUCAUUGGGGUGACAGUUCUCGCUAUGGUCCCUGAGAUCCCAGAGAUUGUUAACGGGAUCCAGUUUGCACUUCAGAACAAUAUCAGUUUAAGCUUGGAGGUUGGAAGCUGCAUUGCUGUGCAAGUCUGCAUGCUGCAGAUUCCAAUACUGGUCUUUUUUAAUGCUUUCUGUGAUGUGGGGUUUGUGCUGCUCUUCAGUGACCAGCACAUGUGGGCCAGCAUUUUCAGCGUCAUUCUGGUCAACUACAUCUUCAUGGAUGGCAAGUCAGAUUAUUUCCAGGGUACAGCUCUGGUGGUGGUCUACCUCAUCCUCCUGGCUUCGUAUUACUUCGCUCCGUCUCCCACCGGCUGCUGACAACAAAACUGAGUUUCAGCUCUAGUUGCACUUUUUUAAGCUUGAAGGACUCAACAUGAACAAAAAUCAGUUUCACCAAAUCCUCCUCGGUUCGUUUGAACAUUGAUGGGCGUAAUCCUGAAGGAAAUCUCUGAAGAAUUUUUUUCAUGUUAACAGAAAAUCUAACUCAGGUAGUUGCUUUAAUCUGCUCUCUGUCUAAUUACUGCUGGAAGAUGUGUAAUAUACAGGGUAACAUAUUUAACAGAACUCCUUUAAACUUAUGAAGUAUUGUCUCUUUAUUAUGCAAAGCACUGAAAAUCUGAAUUUUCUUUUUAACUUACAAAUGUAUAAGUUGAGAUUGUUAGUUUGUACAGGUGCAUCUGAAUAAAUUAGAAUAUCGAAAAGUUAAUUUAAGUAGUAAAUUCCAAAAAAAAGGAAAACCUUACAUAUAUAUUAAUUACACAGAGCAGUUUAUUUCUGGUUAUUUUGGUGAUUUUCCUGAAAAUGUGCAUAUUGUAAAAAAGGUUUUCAACAACUGUAAGAAACAAUCAUUAAAUUUAACAGAAACAUCUUGAA